AUGCGUUCCUUCCUCAACGGAGACAAUCCAGGUCACGGUAAAAGAGCUUACUAUUUAGUGGCAUCUGGCAGUGUAGCCUGGGAUGACGUCUAUGCCGCGGUUGCCAAGGCCUUGCACGAAGGAAGCAUCAUCAAGAAUGAUAGUGUUGUUCCGGCCGACGAGACGGGACUGAAAACGAUGGCCAAGGGUCUCGGCACCGAUAACUCGCUCAUUACUAUGAGAUUGGUUAGGGAGUGA
This is a messenger RNA of Colletotrichum spaethianum, 237 nucleotides long. RefSeq lists its product as uncharacterized. The record is from RefSeq and is a predicted model, not a curated record. NCBI's taxonomy places the organism in Eukaryota, Fungi, Ascomycota, Sordariomycetes, Glomerellales, Glomerellaceae. Bases 1 to 237 code for a protein of 78 amino acids. The transcript has a single exon.